GACCGUAUGAGCAAGUGACGGUUUUCUUUUGUUUACUUUCUCUUUUGAUUAUUGUGAUAUGAUUAUAAAGAUUUUCAUAGGCUGCACAAUUCUGUUUGAAAGUCGAAAGUGUCUGGUAUCAUUUUAUGCAAAGAGUUGAGAGAUAAACGUGGAAAGCGCUUGGUAAUUGAUAAAAGAGAAAGCGAAGAAAACGAAACGGUCGCUUGCUCUUACAGCCUUCUGAAAAAUCCACCAGCGUUGGUUUUAUUCAUAUACGAUGUUUGCAGGUGUCAUUGAUUCGAACGUAAACGAUUUGUUUAAAUAAUUUAUUGGUCAAAUUAGUUCUGCAUAUAUUGUGUUUACUUCAAUAUUUACCUGCACAAAUCCUUGUCAAUGGCACAGAGUGGGAACAUGUCAUCAGUUUUAGAAGACGGUGGGAAUUCGGAUGAUUCAGGAGGUGAACAUCUACUGAAACCUGGCGUGGCGCUACGAGAACAGGAUCGUUUUCUACCAAUAGCAAAUAUUACUAAAAUAAUGAAAAAAGGUAUUCCUUCCAAUGGAAAAAUUGCCAAGGAUGCACGAGAGUGUGUCCAAGAGUGCGUUUCGGAAUUCAUCUCCUUUAUCACAUCUGAAGCGAGUGAAAGGUGCCAUACUGAAAAACGGAAAACCAUCAAUGGAGAGGACAUCCUUUGGGCCAUGUAUACGCUAGGUUUCGACAACUACGUUGAACCACUAAAGCUGUAUCUUAUGAAAUAUCGUGAGAGUACUAAAACUGAACGAUCGAGUCCCGAGCAUUCGCCUGAGCCAUACGAUGCGGUUGAUCAGGACUUUAACUCUGUUCAAACACCAACCGCUAGUUCAAAUGUUUCCACGGACGUCAUCUUUCAAAGCUCAGAUGGAACCUUUUAUUUGAAAAGCGACACUUUUUGAAAUCUAUGUUAAGUAAACGUUAGAAGUGUUUGAUCUACUUAGUAUAGGAUUUAGGACUUUUUUCUUUGUAAAAUGCUGUAUUAUUUCCACACAUCUAUCAUUUUUUAAAUUAAAUAAACAUAAAGAU
This is a messenger RNA of Malaya genurostris, 1036 nucleotides long. RefSeq lists its product as uncharacterized. Bases 373 to 909 code for a protein of 178 amino acids. Gene Ontology annotation, biological process: regulation of transcription by RNA polymerase II. Gene Ontology annotation, cellular component: nucleus; CCAAT-binding factor complex. The record is from RefSeq and is a predicted model, not a curated record. NCBI's taxonomy places the organism in Eukaryota, Metazoa, Arthropoda, Insecta, Diptera, Culicidae. The transcript has 5 exons. Gene Ontology annotation, molecular function: DNA-binding transcription activator activity, RNA polymerase II-specific; protein heterodimerization activity; RNA polymerase II cis-regulatory region sequence-specific DNA binding.